Molecule: messenger RNA, 1140 nt
Organism: Colletotrichum acutatum
Lineage: Eukaryota; Fungi; Ascomycota; Sordariomycetes; Glomerellales; Glomerellaceae
Product: HotDog domain-containing protein
Exons: 1
Coding region: 1-1140 (379 amino acids)
Source: RefSeq, a predicted model, not a curated record
AUGAUACCCAGAGCGCCCGCUCGCCGUCUCCUCCGAGACUUCGUCCCCGCGCAUCGCAUCGCGCCGCGACCCUUCCUCCGACCCUUCACAUCCACGCCCUCCUGCCGCCUCCAAGCCCAGCGCCCGCCGCCGCCGCCACCGAUCGCGCAGUCCCCUCUCCAAACCCAGCAACAGCAGGCCGCCGCCAACGCCGCCCUCUCCAACCUAUCCCACCUCACCCCGGCACAAAUCACAGCCCUCCUCUCGACGACACCACCGUCAACACUACCGGGAGGAGUAGGGGGCAUUCCCGGCGGCCCUCCCGGUUCGGCUGCUGUCGGAGCAAUCCCUUCCGCCGCCGGCUCCUCCCGCCGCUCAAUCCUCCUCCGCCGCGCCCUCUGGGCCCUCUUCUUCUUCGCCCUAGGCUACAAGCUCACCGACGACCAAAUCGCAACCAUCCGCUUCACGGCCCCCUUCCUAUACCCGCCCGUCGAGGCAGACGAGCACCAGAUCCCCCUCUUCCGCGCCCACGCCACCUUCCAAGCCAUCGAAGACUACCCCAUCCUCCAGUCCCUCGUCCCCUCCAUGCCCCCCAACACCGAUCCCGGCGCCGCGGGGAACCCGAUCCCCCAACUCCCGACCUCGGACUGGGAAAACUGGGAACCGUACCGCGACUUCUCCCCCGAGCGGACAGCGCACCACCUUUGCGCAGGCCCCGCGCUGAAUAACCCCAACGGCCUCGGGCUGGUCAACAUCGUGUUUCGGCACAAGUACACGGGCGAACUCAUCCUCGCCAUCAUGUUCGGACAGGGAACGUCGGGUUGGCCGUCCGUCGUGCACGGCGGGAUGUUAUCGACCAUCAUGGACGAGGCCAUGGGCCGGCUCGCGGCGCUGAAUUUCACUGCGAACACGGCCGUCACGGCGAAGCUGGCCAUGGACUUCAAGGUGCCUGUGACGCCCGGGAUGCUGUAUAUCGUGCGUGUCGGUAAGGCGCUGCCGGAGUGGCAGAAGGAGAGGCCUGACGAGGAGGAUAAGACGGAUCGCAAGUUGUGGAUUAUUGGGAGGAUGGAGGACCCGGAUGGAGCUACUGUUGUUGAGGCCAAGGGGCUUUUUGUGGUGCCCAAGGGGAUUGAGGUGCAGCCUCUUGGUGGGAGGUUCUAG